GAAGUGAGAGGUUAACAACCAAAACAAUUUUAAGUGACCUUUUUGACAUUCUUUUAUUUCUUUAGAUGAAUUGAUCCGUCAGGCAACGCUGAAUUGUCCCGAGAGGGGAUCUCUUCUAUUGCGUGUCCGUGAUGAAUUCAGGAUGACUGUGGCGACAUACGAAACGUUGUACGAGAGCGGGAUCGCGUUUGGCUGCCGCAAAGCUUUGGAAGCUGAAAUAGAAACAAGAGAUAUUGAAAUACAAUACAAGCAGCUACAAGAGGAAGUUGCCAGAGCUAAGAAACGAAUUCAGGAACUACGUGCUGAAAUAAAUACUGAAGAGGAACAGUCCAAGCAAAGAAUCAACAUGCAACAGAUACGCCAUGAAGAAAAGAUGGAUUUCCUCAAGAAAGCGAACAAACAGCUUAAGGAACAAAUUAACUACAUUUCUUCAUUUGAGAGUUCAUGAAAUGUUCAUUUCUGCUGCGUUGGAUUCCAAGUUGUCAUUUUUUAUAGUUUUUGAAAAAUAGACUCAUUUUUAUUAUUAAAAUGUAC
Molecule: messenger RNA, 534 nt
Organism: Parasteatoda tepidariorum (common house spider)
Lineage: Eukaryota; Metazoa; Arthropoda; Arachnida; Araneae; Theridiidae
Product: 33 kDa inner dynein arm light chain, axonemal
Cellular component (GO): axoneme; ciliary base
Molecular function (GO): dynein heavy chain binding
Source: RefSeq, a predicted model, not a curated record